CUUUUUCCAACUGCGCUAAAGUGGAGAAGCAGAAGAUUGCGUUGUGGUCAGCAGUCCACGCGCUCAGACAGUGUUGUUGGAGGAACACAAACCAGAGCUGAACUAUUGAAGGUGGUGUUGGCUUCUGAUCCAUACUGGAGUGACUGCGCGCUCAAUCUGAUGCAGCACAGCUUUCAGAUGAUCCUCUCCUGCUGGAAUCCGACCACAGCAGCACAACAAAUUCAGACGCUGAGAUUUUCAGAUUCAGGGACUGAUUUUCAGCAGAAACUUGGAUAAAGCUUUGCUAAUGGAAAUGAAUGAUGUCCUGUUUUAACUGCACUUUUCAACCCAGCUUAAACGUGCUUCUGUAAACACAUCAGGAUAUUCCACCAAGAGCAACGUUAAGCUGAAGAAAUAGAUUAAAUUUAUAAGUAUGAUGUCAAGAAGACGUUCCAGUACUCAGCAAACGUCACCUGGUAACCUCCACAUGAACACAUUUCACCAACGCAUUCACACAGAAGAGAAGCCGUAUCACUGCUCAGAGUGUGGGAAGAGUUUUAAUAAUCGGCGUUACCUGAAAAGACACCAGCGCACUCACACAGCAGACAAGCCGUAUCACUGCUCAGAGUGUGGGAAGAGUUUUAAACAUCAGCAUUAUCUUAAAGUACACCAUCGCAAUCACACAGGAGAGAAGCCAUAUCACUGCUCAGAGUGUGGGAAGAGUUUUAAUGAUCGGCGUUACCUGAAAAGACACCAGAACAUUCACACAGACGAGAAACCAUAUCACUGCUCAGAGUGUGGGAAGAGUUUUAAACAUCAGCGUUAUCUUAAAGUACACCAUCGCAUUCACACAGGAGAGAAGCCAUAUCACUGCUCAGAGUGUGAGAAGAGUUUUGGUGAUCCGAGUCAUCUCAAAAGACACCAGAACAUUCACACAGACGAGAAACCAUAUCACUGCUCAGAGUGUGGGAAGAGUUUCAAUCAUCAGCGUUAUCUUAAAAUACACAAGCGCAUUCACACAGGAGAGAAGCCGCAUCACUGCUUACAGUGUGGUAUGUGUUUUAAUUAUCGAAGUUCUUUCCUACGACACCAGCUUGUUCACACAGGAGAGAAGCCGUAUCACUGCUCACAAUGUGGAAAGAGUUUUAAUCGUAAGAGUCAUCUCCAAGAACACCAGCACAUCCAUACAGGCGAGAGGCCGUAUCACUGCUCGGAGUGUGGAAAGAGUUAUAAUGACAGGAGUACUCUCCAAAAACACCAGCACAUUCACACAGGAGUUAAACCAUAUUACUGCUGGGCGUGCGAGAAGAGUUUUACUCAGCAAGGUAAUCUCCAGCGACACCAGCUAAUUCACACAGGAGAGAAGCCGUAUUUCUGCUUGGAGUGUGGGAGGAGUUUCAGGCAUUCAAAGACUAUGACGAGACACAAGUGCAUUAAGAGCAGUGGUAGAAAUGGGCAGUAAUGAGUGUAACUUUAACACAUCCCAGGAGUGAUGUGUGCAGGGAAUGGUUUCCAGCCUAGAUUAAAAAAAUCCGGAAAACUGUUUUUAGAGGGGAAAUCCAUCUUCUGUUGUUUAACACUGUUUUUAAUAGCUAAGCUUAAAAUGAAAUUGAGAAGCUCCGCAUUCAGUAAUAAGAUGUUUACUUUGUAAUUUAGUGUAGUGUUCCAAUGAUGGAUGUUUUGACAAACAUUUGACAGGCUUCUUCAUACCUACACGUUAACUAGUUAAUUCUUGUUGCAAUUAAAUUGCCACUUGUCUUCCCUUUUAAUGUUUAGGACAUGUUUUUGUAUGCUAUAUGUUCAGUGUUAUCAUUGAGGACAGUAGUCAAAAAUUAUCCUGAAAACUGCAACAGUGAAGUUUCUGCUGUGGUGGGCACAACUGAACAGCUUUGUAAAGGAGACACUGGAAGGCAUUAAGCUAUCUGAGUGACGUACCAGUGCCCUCUCCUCAGUACGGCCUACGCGUGCCUGUCCUAUACGGCAUAAAGUCGCAUACAGGCCAGACUAUAAUUCACCUAUGAACUUUUUGUUACUCUUUUUAGAGAUUUUAAUGAUUGUUGAUGUUCUUUGCUUGAAGAGUGAUUGUUUCUUGAGAAAGAUGCUGUGACAUAUGUUGAGGACUUUAUGCCUGUCUCCCAUCAAUCCUACCAGACAUGGCGGUGGCCAAUGGCACAGGAGUUUGAACUGUGUAUCUCCAUCAUUGUACUCCUGGUUGAAGGGUGAUUAUUUGAGGAUGUCAAGAGCCUGACUGAAAGUGAUUCUUGCUGACAUCAUUAGACUGUGUAUGAGGGACACUAUCUUUGUUGACUGAAUCUGUUCAGUUUUGUUCCUGAACCAAUCCAUGUCUGUAUACUACUAGUUUUGAUUUGUAAUUAUGAAUCAAUAUGUAUGUGCAAUUCUGUUUUAAAGAUUGUCUAAUUUACAUGUAAUCUGUAUAACUCUAUAACAAUUUUGACCCAAUCUGUGUUAGGGAAGACACAUGCAGGUACUUACCACCCGCUCCCCAUCCGUCUAUGUAUCUAACUAUCUACAUAUUUGUAAUGUGGUGAGCUGUGCACCCCAUUAACAGCCUCAAACAAACUUCUAGUACAGCCAUCAGGAGUUAUGGACAUGAUUAUAAAAUGUUUCUUACCUGUAUUCCUUUGAUGAGCAUCCUUUAGGGGAUGCCGGCGAGAGCAGGGGCUCUUCUUAUCCCAGUCAGACGGAUCAACCAAUGCAGGGUGGAGGGGUCCACUCUCGUGCGGGUCCGGGAAAGAAAAGGAAAACAUGGUAGAGUGUAGUUCGAGCAUGUGUAUUUACUUGUGUAUAUAGUGUAUAUAGCGUUUUCUUUCCAUUUUGUUCAGUGUUUUGUUUGUUCGUGUCCCGCUAUUUAAUAAAGUCACUUCUUGCACUUA
This is a messenger RNA of Colossoma macropomum (tambaqui), 2873 nucleotides long. Its product is annotated as zinc finger protein 239-like. Gene Ontology annotation, biological process: regulation of transcription by RNA polymerase II. Bases 413 to 1441 code for a protein of 342 amino acids. Lineage: Eukaryota; Metazoa; Chordata; Actinopteri; Characiformes; Serrasalmidae. Gene Ontology annotation, molecular function: DNA-binding transcription factor activity; RNA polymerase II cis-regulatory region sequence-specific DNA binding. The record is from RefSeq and is a predicted model, not a curated record. The transcript has 4 exons.